Molecule: messenger RNA, 2160 nt
Organism: Colletotrichum costaricense
Lineage: Eukaryota; Fungi; Ascomycota; Sordariomycetes; Glomerellales; Glomerellaceae
Exons: 4
Coding region: 1-2160 (719 amino acids)
Biological process (GO): DNA-templated transcription; regulation of DNA-templated transcription
Molecular function (GO): zinc ion binding; DNA binding; DNA-binding transcription factor activity, RNA polymerase II-specific
Source: RefSeq, a predicted model, not a curated record
AUGGCCACCUUCCCAUCCGGAGCCUCGGGGCCGGACUCGAUAUCUCCCGAUAGUGACCAGCCAGGUACCGGUCGGCGCCUCAUUGCCUGCGUUGCAUGCCAAAAGCGGAAAGUCAAGUGCAGCCGGGUGUUUCCUUGUGCAAAUUGCAUUAGGUCAUCCAGCCAAUGCAUCCCUGGAACGCCAGCUCCUCCGCGAGGGAGGAAGCCGUACAAUCAAGCUCUCAAAGCACGUCUAGCCCGCUGUGAGCAGCUACUGAGUGGUCAAGCUCCAGCGGUGGCGUCAAGUGCUUCCCCGAAUGCUGUCUCCACGCCAAAGACGUCGCAGUCUCAAAGUCCGGCGGACCCUUCUCCGGUCUCUAGAUGGACACCGGAAGGGAAGCUGGUAGAAGAUCCAAAUGGCAAGCUCGCCUUCAUGGAUAACUACCUCUUGGGGCUGGUUAAUGAGGAGCUCCGAGCCAUGGAUGAGCUCAUCAGCCUUGAUGAGAACGAACGCAGCAGUCCACUUGAUAGCAGGCCUUCCGACCCAAACACAGAUCUACUCCUUGGAGAUGACGCCCCCAAAUCUUCAGUUCUCGACGCUUGGCCGGAUGCCGCACUUGUUUUCAAGCUUUGGCAAAUCUUUCUUGACCGAGUGAAUCCCUUCACCAAAGUGAUUCAUGUUCACACCUUUCAGCCCUAUGUCGUGGAAGCUACAAAUGGCACCCAAGGUCUACCAGAAAAUAUCAUGGCACUACUGCUGUCCAUCUUUUUGAUGGCAGUUGUUGCCAUGUCAGAGGAGGAAUGUUUGGCCGCGCUGAAAAAGACUAAAGAAGCUGCCGUGGCCUUGUUUUCCGCUGGCAUUCGCCAGACAAUGAGGCAGCUCAAUUUCAUGCGUACUAACGAUCUAGUCAUUCUCCAGUCGCUCUGCCUGUACUUGUAUUCCUUGCAAGACAGAUAUGACCGCCACAGCUCGUGGGUCUUCAGCGGCACCGUCAUCCGAAUCGCUCAAAAGAUGGGGCUCCACCGCGACGGCGAUGUGCUUGGCCUGAAGCCCUUUGAAUCAGAGAUGAGGCGCAGGGUAUGGUGGCAGCUGGUAUCACUCGACGCAAAGUUUGCUUUGUUCUCCGGCUUUGGCCACUCGCUGCUCCCUCGGGACUGGGAUGCUAGGGAGCCGAGCAACUUGAACGACGCGGACAUCUUUCCGGCCGCUGCGCAGCCAACACCGGACCGCGACGGCCCCUCAGAGAUGAUUCUAUGCUUGAUCCGACACAAAAUCACCAAGUUUCUAGUCGACACGCCCGGUCUCGAGCCGGUGAAGAUGAUGGGCGAGCUGAAUGAGUCCGGCGGUGCUCAGCCAGUAGCAGGGGGAACGAGAGAACAGCAGAUGAGCUACUACCUUACCCAUUUCGAGUUGUUCGAACAGGGCCUCCAGCACAUCUUGGACAACCGAUGCAACCCCCACGCGGGACAAGUACACGUCAUGGCUCAAGGGCUCAUAUCGGCUCUUCUUGUACAGAAACGGCACUUGAUCAAGAGCAUUAGUGACGGGCCUAGACCUGACGCCGUGGGUCAGAGCGGAGAGGACAAUGCUUUCAUGUGGGCUGUUUCCACGCUUGAGCAUACGUCGUUUCUUUACUCUUCUUCAGAGGGUACGGGUUUCCUCUGGUUCGCUGAUUUCAACUUCCAAUUCGAGGUACUACUCUACGUCGUGGUGCUGUUGGGACAAAGACUUGAAGGACCCAUUGCACAACGUGCCUGGGAAAAGAUUGAAAUACUCUACCGGUUCCGGCCCGGGUUAUUCAACGUUACCGACAAAUCCUGCGCGACUCUGGCGCAUUUCGUAUUACGGGCAUGGUCGAAGAGAUUGGAUCUGCUCAUUAGAUCUGGUUUCCCGGGAGAGUCACCGGAAUACAUCGUUAAGCUACAAGCUUGUGUCGAAAACGUUGUUCAUAACGGUAACAACCCUCUAGGCUCACUGAAUCCUCAAGAAACAACGCCAGUCAACACGCAGAUGUGGGCACACGCAUUAGAGGCUGAAGGGGUGCCGCCGUUUUCGUACAUUGGUGUCGGACGGGGUCAUUUUUCGAAUCCUGAAACUUCCGCAUGGUCCUUCUUAGAGACUAUGAAUGGGCGAGAGAACGAAGAUGAGCCGGAAGAUUCGGUAUUCCCUGUUGCGUUAUGA